AUGUUUGCUGAAUUUGGGUCAAAGUCCGGAUCGGGGGUGGCUCUUCGAACCCGCUGCCGUACUGUCCAUGGGGUUGAUACAACUCUCCAUAUCUUGCUCAACAUCAUUAGCACAUGCAUCUUGGGUGCCUCCAACUAUUGUAUGCAGGGUAUCAGCGCCCCUGCACGAGAGGAGAUUGACACCGUGCACAAGAAAAAGAAGUGGGCAGACAUUGGGAUUCAAAGUACGAGGAAUUUGACGUUGAUUGCUCCCAAACGGGUCUUUAUAUGGGCCUUGCUGGGGUUUACUUCCGUGCCGUUUCAUUUAUUUUUCAAUUCUGUAUUUUUCACUGCGAGCCAGGCCCGACACUCCGAUCCGUUGAAUCUGAUUGAAUAUAAUCGAAAGGACAGCGGACUCCAAAUAGUCAGAUUGCUCCAAGAUAUUCAAAACACUUCAACCCGAAAUACGAAUUUUACGAAGCUAGCCCCGAAAGACUGCAUCCAAGACUACGCAACAAGUUUUCAAGAAAAGCGGGGGGAUGUUGUAAUUGUUUCGAAAAUUCGCAAUAACUCGGCGCCGCUGCUGUGGAGCCGAUAUCCUCAAAGAUAUCUCACCGAUGGACAUACAAACCAGGAUCCAUUUAGAUGGAUAUGUGAAGACUCUACUCAAAACACGGUCCGUUGCAAUUCAGACCUUGCUCUGUCUAAGACCAAUAACGGCAAUAAUUGGGCUGUCUAUGGAGAACCGGUGGAUUACUGCCUCAGCCGCAAUACACACGACACCUGCCAGCUCGCCUACAAUGUAUGGAUGAUGCUCGCUGUCGUCGUCUUCGACAUCUUCAAGACAGCUACUAUGAUCUGGAUGAUCCUACAGCAUCCCAUCGGCGCCCUCCGCACCUCCGGUGACGCUAUUGCCUCUUUCCUCAACCGUGAAGAUGAAACGACUCGUGAUAUGUGUCUCGUCAGUCCUGCUACCCUCCAUCGCUCCGGCUGGCUCGAUUCGUUCCCACCACAACUCCUCACCUCCGCGACCCAUCACAUCCGCUGCUGA
This is a messenger RNA of Mytilinidion resinicola, 1029 nucleotides long. RefSeq lists its product as uncharacterized. The coding region runs from base 1 to 1029 and encodes 342 amino acids. Lineage: Eukaryota; Fungi; Ascomycota; Dothideomycetes; Mytilinidiales; Mytilinidiaceae. The transcript has 4 exons. The record is from RefSeq and is a predicted model, not a curated record.